GAAACUCCUUCUUCUUAUAAUAAACUCCUUCCAAUUAUGGUGUACAUCUACGGCGGCGGCUACCACACCGGCAGCAUCUUCAAGAUCACCCACGACGCCCGGUACCUGGCCGCCAGAGGAGAGGUCCUGGUGGUGAUGAUGAACUACCGGGUCGGCUGUUUGGGAUGGCUUUACGGUGGAGGUGGUGAUAAUGGUGCUCCAGCGAACCUCGGCCUGGCCGACAUUCAUCUCGCCCUGAAGUGGGUCCAGGCGAAUGGCGCCCAUUUCGGUGGCGACCCCUCCAAUGUGACACUUUUUGGAAACUCCUCUGGUUCUGUACUGACGGGACUUCUCCUGCUAUCUCCCGCCACCAAAGGUCUCUUCGCUCGGGUGAUUCUGCAGUCGGGAGUUCCCGACUCGAUUCGCCCGGCGGAGGAGCAGCUGGCGGUGACGAGGAAGUUCGCCAAGGAGUGCGGCUUUGAAGGAGGUAGUUCUGAGGCGGAGAUGAAGGAGAUUGUGGAGUUUCUGAAGAACAAGGUCAGCCUGGAGACGAUUCUGGCGGCUACGAAAAAGAUGGACAAUCCCUUUCGACCGGUGUACGGCGCUGAUGAGCUAGUUCCGGUGCGGCCGAUUGAGGUUCUGCGCAGUGGAAGGUACAACGCCGACGUUGACAUUCUUUAUGGAGUUUGUCGGGAUGAGGGAGGGGCCUUCACCAUUGACAAAUGUCCCGAGCUGGACGACAAGAAGACUAUCCUUACAAUCGAGCGAACAAAGGAGAUCUUCCAGGAACUGAUUGGCGAGCAUUGGGCCGAGGAGGCGUUUCGAUUUUACGCCCACCGGGCGAAGAUCAGCGCUCAGAAGGAAGCAAGCCUUGAAGAGUUAAG
Rhagoletis zephyria (snowberry fruit fly) is the source of this 863-nucleotide messenger RNA. RefSeq names its product cholinesterase 1-like. Lineage: Eukaryota; Metazoa; Arthropoda; Insecta; Diptera; Tephritidae. Gene Ontology annotation, cellular component: plasma membrane. The record is from RefSeq and is a predicted model, not a curated record. Gene Ontology annotation, molecular function: acetylcholinesterase activity. Gene Ontology annotation, biological process: acetylcholine catabolic process; choline metabolic process.